UGCUGGUUCGGCUCCCCAUGCGGCGUGUCGCUCGACAUCUCCUCGCCCUCCAGCAUCAAGCACCACCUACUCCACUUCCACACCGCGGACAUCGACAUGCACCAGGGACGCGCACGCACGCACUGCCAAUGGUGGUUGUCGAAUGGCGCGUGCGGGAAGGAGGUGUACUGCGAGGCGCUGCCCAAGCACAUCGCGGUCGUGCAUCUGAAGAGCUCUGGUGUCGUGUGCCCGCGGUGCGAUCGCACGCUGUCGAGGGUGGACGCGCUGUCGUGUCAUCUCGCUCUCUAUUGCCGGGGC
Rhodofomes roseus is the source of this 297-nucleotide messenger RNA. RefSeq lists its product as uncharacterized. The annotation marks the transcript as partial. The record is from RefSeq and is a predicted model, not a curated record. Lineage: Eukaryota; Fungi; Basidiomycota; Agaricomycetes; Polyporales; Fomitopsidaceae. The transcript has a single exon.